Molecule: messenger RNA, 855 nt
Organism: Paraglomus occultum
Lineage: Eukaryota; Fungi; Glomeromycota; Glomeromycetes; Paraglomerales; Paraglomeraceae
Source: the annotation of a GenBank genome assembly
AUGCCAAAACAAAGUCGCAAGCGACUGCCCCCAAGUGUCACUCCUGGUGAAUUUUGCACAUUUCUCGAUAUUCGUUUGACCACAACUGAACAAAAUCUCUUGCAAAAUCCCCCCUUCAAGCACACGCUACCUCUCGAAAAAUUGUUAGACCCGACACCAUCUCCGCGUUCGAGACGCCGUGCCAAGACGUGCUAUGCGCCGCGGCCACAGAAUGCAUUUAUACUGUAUCGCAGAGAUUUUGUAGAGCGGGUGGCGAGAGCGAACGGGAAAAUGGUGCUGCAUAGUAUCUCGAAAAAAGCGUCCGAGUGUUGGAAUAACGAGAGCAUCGAAGUACGUCAUUAUUUUAUCGUAUUAGCCGAUUUGUGCAAAAAAAGGCACGCAGAGAGAUUCCCGGGAUACAAGUAUUCGCCGAGACAAAAGAGAGAUAGAUACGACAACAAUAAUGUUGUACCAAGCCAGACUGCGCACGAGAGUCAAUUUCAGUUCAUCUCAGCAUUAAACAAUUCUCCUUCUCCGUCCUUGACAUACGAGUCGCCCUCGUCAAUGUCGCUAUCUCCCAACCCAUCCGAAGUGUCAUCUCCAUCGCUCCAUGCAGUUAGCCCGGGCAUGUAUGUUGAAAAUGGACCGAUGAUAUAUGACCCUAAUUAUGUCAACUACGAGACUCUUUUAUUCUGUGAUAUGGGAUUAGCACCAACGCCAGACUCGUAUAGCUUGAAUGAUCCAAGUUACAACAUGGUGGAAUACAUGCCUGAAUUUACUGCGAACCAGGCACCAAACGCCGAGACUUGGGUCAAUGACAGUGUCAACACGGAUGGAUGUGAAAACAUUGAUGAAAAUGACUAUUUUAUUUUUUGA